Lithohypha guttulata is the source of this 471-nucleotide messenger RNA. It is a transcript of the gene BUD31, whose product is annotated as Component of the SF3b subcomplex of the U2 snRNP. Gene Ontology annotation, biological process: mRNA splicing, via spliceosome. The record is from RefSeq and is a predicted model, not a curated record. Gene Ontology annotation, cellular component: nucleus; spliceosomal complex. Lineage: Eukaryota; Fungi; Ascomycota; Eurotiomycetes; Chaetothyriales; Trichomeriaceae. The transcript has a single exon. Bases 1 to 471 code for a protein of 156 amino acids.
AUGCCUCCUGUUCGCGCCGCAAAGAACAAAAAACCACCACCUGAAGGCUUCGACGACAUCGAAGACACACUCCUCUCAUAUGCCAACAAAAUGCGCGACGCCCAAUCCGCAAGCACAGAAGGCAAGAAGAAGCACGAGACAUUAUGGCCCAUAUUCCAAAUUUCGCAUGCCCGCUCACGGUACGUUUACGACCUCUACUACACAAGAGAAGCAAUAAGUAAACAGCUGUAUGACUGGCUGUUGAAGAAUGGCUACGCAGACGCAAACCUGGUCGCGAAGUGGAAAAAGCAAGGGUACGAGAAGUUGUGCUGUUUACGCUGUGUGCAGACUAAGGAGACGAACUUUGGUGGAAGUUGUAUAUGUAGGGUACCGAAGGCAAGCCUAAGAGCAAAAGAGGGUGAAGACGAUACAGGUGGUGGAGGAGUUCAGUGUGUGAAUUGUGGUUGUCGAGGAUGUGCCAGUAGUGACUGA